AGGACGCCCAACCGACUUCUGUCCUCUAUAUAUUCUCUCUCUGUGUCUCAAAUCAUUUUUAAUCGUGUAACAGAGAAGCUAAAAUCUCAAGUUUCAGACUUUCAAGCAACAGAUACAGAGUUUUCAAGUUUUCAGCAAGCAAAGUUCAUGGUUGACAUAGACGUUCAGAUCCCAUCAUCCUUCGAUCCAUUCGCCGAGACCAAGAGUUCUGCUAAUUCCAAAGGUGGUUAUGUUCAUCUCCGAGUUCAGCAGAGGAAUGGCAAGAAAAGCAUAACCACAGUUGAAGGAUUGAACCAGAAUUUCAGCUACUCUAAGAUCCUCAAAGACCUCAAGAAAGAGUUCUGUUGUAAUGGGAAUGUUGUCCAGGACAAAAAUCUUGGCAAGGUGAUCCAACUCCAGGGCGAUCAGCGCACCAAUGUUAUGAACUUCCUUAUCAAAGAAAAGCUUGUGGACAAGAACCAGAUCAAAGUUCAUGGUUUUUAAGGAAGUGGGGUUGUGUGAUCUGGAGAUUAUUAUACUAUUUUCAGGGUGAAUUUGUUGAGUUUGUUUCAUUUUCCUUUUUUUUUUUUCUUUUUGUGUGGGGUGAAUUUAGAUUUGGGUUUGGAUACUAGACUGUUGAAGUUUGAUUAAUCAUGGAAAUAAAAGUAAUAGAUGUUUCAUUGAA
Pistacia vera is the source of this 664-nucleotide messenger RNA. Its product is annotated as protein translation factor SUI1 homolog. NCBI's taxonomy places the organism in Eukaryota, Viridiplantae, Streptophyta, Magnoliopsida, Sapindales, Anacardiaceae. Gene Ontology annotation, biological process: translational initiation. The transcript is spliced from 2 exons. Bases 148 to 483 code for a protein of 111 amino acids. Gene Ontology annotation, molecular function: translation initiation factor activity; RNA binding. The record is from RefSeq and is a predicted model, not a curated record.